Messenger RNA from Cryptotermes secundus, 1235 nucleotides. RefSeq names its product DNA repair protein RAD51 homolog 3. Bases 125 to 592 code for a protein of 155 amino acids. Gene Ontology annotation, molecular function: ATP-dependent DNA damage sensor activity; crossover junction DNA endonuclease activity; four-way junction DNA binding. Gene Ontology annotation, biological process: DNA repair; meiotic DNA recombinase assembly; reciprocal meiotic recombination. Gene Ontology annotation, cellular component: Rad51C-XRCC3 complex; Rad51B-Rad51C-Rad51D-XRCC2 complex; replication fork. The transcript is spliced from 7 exons. Lineage: Eukaryota; Metazoa; Arthropoda; Insecta; Blattodea; Kalotermitidae. The record is from RefSeq and is a predicted model, not a curated record.
CGUGCGAAAAUAUGGCGGGAAUUGAGAUUUAAUCUGUUAUGUGUGCUUUGCGUUUAUUUCACAUAUGUUGUAAUUUGCAUUGCUUCAGAAACAUAUGCUUGAUUAAUGUUGAUUUGAUUUACUAAUGCUGCGGUCCGUAACAAGUCUACCACUUCCGCGUUCUGUACGAGUAAGACCUCGUAAUCAAGGGUUUCUUUACUAUGAGGAUCUGUGUGGUGAGAAAGGUUAUGACUCUGAAGGGAAGAAACUGAAGAAGCAGUUAUGUGUUGAUGAACAGUUGACAAGUUUAACAUCUAUUCCACCUGCAAAGUCUGCCUUAGAUUUAUGGCAGGCAGAAUGUACAUCUCCACAUAUUGUGACAUUUAGCAAAGCUGUGGAUGAUGUGUUGGAUGGAGGGAUUGUGGUCGGAGAAAUCACUGAGUUGUGUGGGGCACCUGGUUCAGGAAAGACUCAAAUAAGUCUGCUUUUUAUCUGCAGCCUCGAAGUAUGUGUGGAUGUUCAGAUUCCAAGAUCCUUUGGUGGUGUUGCAGGAGAAGCGCUGUUCAUAGACACGGACAGUGGAUUUAUACCAGUCAGACUAAAAGGGGCCUAGAGUUACAGCGAGGUCUAGUAACUGAUUGGUCAGCAGACAUUCCAGAGCCUUAUAACGCAGCUGCAAGCAGCUACGUGCUAGCUAGGUGGAGCCAGAGAGAUGUAUAGUGUGUUGCAACUUAUCGUGUUUUAAAAAUCUGUUAACACACGAACGGUCCGGCAUCUUUAAUGGUCUGGUCGGUCUGAUAUUGUGAUCUGAUCUUGACUUGUGAGUGGAUGCAGGAGGGAGGAGUGGAUUUGAUUCUACGUACGUGGUAUGCACCUACUGUUCAGGAGAAUCCACACCCUCCCAGAUAACAUUAUGGGUCUGAAUAUGUGAGUUCCAUUUAUGUGCUGGCACCAUGAUCUGCAGUUCCCCCGCGAGCAGCUCCAGAUGGAUGCUUGGUGUCAUAGAUUGAAUAUUUGGGUAUUUUGAAGUAACUUCUACUAGUGAAGUGGGUUUCCGAGAUCAUCAUUAUGUCUAGGAUUUGAUUAGCGUAUGUGGUAUACCACGGACUCCACAUUUGUAUAAUUUAUCCAUGAGAAUGUUAUGUUGAAUACAGUCAAAGGCUUUUGAUAAGUCUAAUAGUACACAGUUGCAUUUUAUUUUAUCAUUCAAACUUUCUAUUGUGUUUUCAAUAAUUGUGGCAAUUGCAUCGUUAGUA